This is a messenger RNA of Knipowitschia caucasica, 2340 nucleotides long. NCBI's taxonomy places the organism in Eukaryota, Metazoa, Chordata, Actinopteri, Gobiiformes, Gobiidae. The record is from the annotation of a GenBank genome assembly.
AUGCAGGAUGACCCACACUACGUCAAACGCAAAAUCACCCCUGGCAUCUUGGACGUCCACCCCACAGAGAAGGCCCUGGUGGUGAACUAUGAGGUGGAGGCUUCCAUCCUGGGGGAGGAUGGAGGGUCCAUGCUGGGCGAGCGAAAGGAAUGCCAGAAAAUUAUCCGGGUGAAGAGCCUCAGCCCCACCACAGAUGUAGCAGCACUGGCAAAGAAGGUGGUGGAGGAGUGCAAGCUGAUCCCGGCUUCGUACCUGCCCCAUGUGGAACAGCUGCUGUACUACCUGCAGAACCGCAAGAGCUCCCCAGUGGAAGGACGAGCAGGAGAAAAGAAGGAGAAGAGAGUCGCAAAGCCCAAAGAGUUGGCACCAUUUGAAGGAAUGGAGCUGAAUGAAGAAGCCAGUAUCACAAAGGUGGAGGAAUACGUGGAACUGCUGUAUGAAGGCAUCCCAGAGAAAAUCCGCGGCUCCGCCCUCAUCCUGCAGCUGGCCCGUAACCCGGACAACCUGGAGGAGCUCAUGCGUAACGAGGCUGCUCUCGGGGCUCUGGCCAGGGUUUUGAGAGAAGACUGGAAACAAAGCGUGGAUCUGGCCUCCAUCAUUAUCUACAUAUUUUUCUGCUUUUCCAGUUUCUCCCAGUUCCAUGGAGUGGUGUGUCACUACAAAGUGGGAGCCCUGUGCAUGAGCGUCGUCGAGCACGAGCUGAAGAGACACGACGUUUGGAAAGAAGAGCUGCGCAAGAAGAACAAAGCCUGUGAGACAUCUCCAGAGAACGGAUCACUGCGGAGGGACCAGGACAAGGCCAUGCGGAAAUACCAGAGUCUGCUGGCCAAACAGGAGCAGCUGCUGAGAGUGUCCUUGUACCUGCUGCUGAACCUGGCGGAGGACACCAGGACGGAGCUGAAGAUGAGGAACAAGAACAUCGUGGGGCUCUUGGUCAAAGUCCUGGACCGGGAGGACGAGGAGCUGCUGGUGCUCGUGGUGUCGUUCCUCAAGAAGCUCUCCAUCUUCCUGGAAAACAAGAACGACAUGGCCGAACUGGACACGGUGGAGAAGCUGUCCCGCCUGGUUCCCUGUGACCACGAGGACCUCCUGAACCUGGCCCUCAGACUGCUGCUCAACCUGUCCUUCGACUCCGGCCUCAGAGCCAAGAUGGUGGAGGUGGGACUGCUGCCCAAACUCACCGCUCUGCUGGGCGACGAGAACAACAAGCAGGUGGCCAUGCGCAUCCUGUACCACAUCAGCAUGGACGACCGCUUCAAAGUCAUGUUUGUCUACACCGACUGCAUCCCACAGCUGAUGCAGAUGCUGUACGAUCACGGGGAGGAGGCGUCGGACAUGGAGCUGGUCUCUGUCGGCAUCAACCUGGCGGCGAACAAGAGGAACGCUCAGCUCAUGUGUGAAGGAAGCGGUCUGAAGAUGUUGAUGAAGAGGGCUCUGAAGAUGAAAGACUGCCUCCUGAUGAAGAUGAUCAGAAACAUUUCUCAACACGACGGGCCCACCAAGACACUAUUUAUUGAGUACGUUGGAGACUUGGCCGCAGAGAUCCGAGAGGAGGAGGAGGAGGAGUGGGUUCUGGAGUGUCUGGGGACUCUGGCCAAUCUCACCAUCCCUGACCUGGACUGGGAACUGGUGCUGAAGGAGUACAACCUGGUGCCCUACCUCAAGGACCGCCUCAAGCCAGAUUCGGCAGAAGACGACCUGAUCCUGGAGGUGGUCAUCAUGAUCGGGACGGUUUCCAUGGACGACGCCUGUGCCGCCAUGUUGGCCAAGUCUGGGAUCAUCCCGGCGCUGAUCGAGCUGCUCAACGCUCAACAAGAGGACGACGAGUUUGUGUGUCAGAUCGUCUACGUCUUCUACCAGAUGGUUUUCCACCAGGCCACACGAGACGUCAUCAUCAAAGACACGCAGGCUCCGGCUUACCUCAUCGACCUGAUGCAAGACAAGAACGCCGAGAUCCGCAAAGUGUGCGACAACACGCUGGACAUCAUCGCCGAGUACGACGAGGAGUGGGGCCGGAAGAUCCAGUCCGAGAAGUUCCGUUUCCAUAACAACCAGUGGUUAGACAUGGUGGAGAGCCGGCAGGUGGACGAGUGCGAGCCCUAUCUCUAUGACAACGACACGGAGCGCACCGACCUGUUCUACAGCACAGACGGCAUCACUCCCGGAGACGGCUCCGUCAGCCCAGACUUCUACGGAGGUUUCCAUCGCUCCAAUGGAGACCUGUAUUUGGGAAACGGGGACCCUCCAGACGUGUUCGACCAGACCACCUCGUCUCCGGGGCGACCAGUGACCGCGUACGGCUUCAGACCCGACGAACAGCCUUUCUACAGCUAUUCUUAA